GUGGCGCCAGAACUCGAACUCGGCCCUAAGAACCGCAUAGGCGCGUACCUGAAGACACUCGAAAAGCUAUCCGACGCGCUGCGGUUCUUCGAAGCGCACAAAUAUCUGGGCAGCUGCCGAUUGGAGCUGCGGCAGGGAAGAGUGCUGAUGGACGUUGCUGUGGGGCGACUCGGAGAGGAGUUUGGGGAGGUGCUGUGCGGUGGAAGCAUAAUUCCGGAUCGGGAAUAUCUGCUCCAAUCAGCCGCAGGCAAGAUGCCUGGUGAGGUGCUGCCGUCCGUGCCUCUGCUUCGGUCCGAGGCUGUGACGCAGCUUCGGCCCAUGGCUGCUUGGAUGCUGGACAAUGGAUAUGAGUCCGCGUGCCUCUCGCUGUACGAGCAGCACCGCUCGGCUGCUCUCCUGCAGUGCGUAACGCGACUCAGUGGUGGCAGCGCAGCAGCAUUGGGAUCCGACGAGGUGGCUGCGCUGGCAUGGGAAGAGCGAGAUCCCCUCUUGAAACUAUGGGUGCAUAACGUGCUGGUUCUGGUUGGUCCAGAGACAGAGCUGUUCCGGACCAUUAUCGGGCAGAAUCAACCGUCUUCCAACAACGCUCGAGCGCGGUGCCUUGCAGGCGUGGUGCUGCCCUCUCUGACGCUCCUGCACUCCUUUGGCUGUGUGGUAGCGGGGUUGUGUUGGGACCCACAGCACCUGUUCCCGCUGCUGCAUGUGGUGCAGGCUCUGCUGACGCUGAGACCAACGGUAGAGAAACAGUUCCCAGGGGAGGCAGGGCAGGAGGUGCGGCGCCUCUUCCUCCUCAUCUGCUCCUCCCUCUGCACCGCCGUGCGUCGGACCAUCUCCGACUUCCAACUCAGAGUGCAUUUCAACCCCACACAACCCCUCACCACCCCUCCCUCCCCAGCACAACAACCCCGCAACCUCCCCUCCUCCCUCUCCCGCUUCUCUUCCUCCUCCUCCACCUCCCUCAUCCCCCCCCCUCCUCUGUUUGAUCUCUCUCCGACGCGGGAAAGCCGGGAUGCUCUGAGUGCUCUUAAAGCCAGCCCGGAUGUGCUUCCUCUCACGAGCUACCUGGUCAACUUCGCCAUUCUCUGCUUGGACCCGUCUCUGUACCUGAGUACUCUUCUGCUGGUGUAUGGAGGGGAGGAGGGGAACGAGGAGGUGGGAGCGGCACGGGUGGGGGCAGCACGGGUGGGGGUGGCAUCACAGCUGCUGCUGGCGGCUCUGAAGCCGAAUCUGGAGCGCAUGGGAGAUGCGUUUUAUUGCGAUGAGGGCAUGCGAGCCUUUUUCCUCCUCAACAACUGUGCUUACAUGCUGCACAAGGUGGCGGAGCAUGACGAACCGCGCGUGACGGAGGUUCUUGGGCAGGCUUGGUUGAACGAGGUUGCAAAGGAGCUGUUGAGACAUCGAGACACGUACACUCAGUGCAUCAGGGACAAGGUGGCGCCAGUGCUGUGGGGUCAUCAAGGCAACGCUCAAGCCUUCACCAAGCCGGCGUUUCACACCCUUCUGGAUGCCAUUCAGGGGCAACAGAGCACGUGGAGCAUUGGGAAUGCCGAUGCGCGGGCAAGCGUGCGAGACGCGGUGGUUUCGCAGGUGCUUCAGAAAUACAGGGACUUUUUGGACCAGCACAGGUGGGUGGAGUGUAAGCAGGUGGGGAGAAAGGUGGGUGGGGUGGAAGCAGGUGGGGAGAAAGGUGGGGAGAAAGGUGGGGAGAAAGGUGGGUGGGGUGGAAGCAGGUGGGGAGAAAGGUGGGGAGAAAGGUGGGUGGGGUGGAAGCAGGUGGGGAGAAAGGUGGGGAGAAAGGUGGGUGGGGUGGAAGCAGGUGGGGAGAAAGGUGGGUGGGGUGGAGGCAGGUGGGGAGAACGAGGUGAGUUUCGGUUUGACUUAGGAGGUGGUUUCUCAAAUGCUUCAGCAAUACAGGGGCUUUUUGGACCGACACAGGUGGGUGGAAUGGAAGCAGGUGGGGAGAACGAGGUGGGUGGAAUGGAAGCAGGUGGGGAGAUAGGUGGGUGGGGUGGAAGCAGGUGGGGAGAUAGGUGGGUGGGGUGGAAGCAGGUGGGGAGAUAG
Molecule: messenger RNA, 2061 nt
Organism: Closterium sp. Naga37s-1
Lineage: Eukaryota; Viridiplantae; Streptophyta; Zygnematophyceae; Desmidiales; Closteriaceae
Source: the annotation of a GenBank genome assembly